UCUCUCUCUCUCUCUCUUUCUCCAGAAUCCUGAGAGCUGCGGGAGGAUGGAGAGUGAAUUCACUGAAUUCCUCAAGCCAGCAGUGAACGGCCACGCUGUUCCCGGCUCUCCGGGGACAAACCGCUCGUUCCAGGACGUGACGCCUCUCAAACAGCAAAAAUCACCCGGCAGGGAUGUGCCACAUCUGGAAACGGCCGGCAGCAUCGCAGGCGUCUUCGUGGAGGCCUCCAAGAAAAUCAUGAGCUUUUAUGAGGCCACCAGGGAGCACCUGCUGAGCCUGGAUUUGGCUCUGCACCUCCUGGAGGCUCAGGCAGCCCUGGGAUUUAUUUCUGACCCCGUGAGGAGCUGUCGGGUCRCGGUGGCAGAAGCCGUGCGCGCGGGGCUGGUGGGGCUGGAGCUGAAGGAGAGGCUGCUGUCGGCAGAAAGAGCCGCCACGGGUUUUGUGGAUCCCUACACCGAGGAGAAAAUCCCGCUCUACCAGGCYAUCCAGAAGGAGCUGGUGGGAAAGGAGCAGGGAGUCCGCUUGCUCCAAGCYCAGGUGGCCACCGGAGGUGUCAUCGACCCGGCCACCGGUGGCCGGCUCCCGGUGGACGUGGCUUGUGAGAGGGGAUUUUUGGAUGAGGAGAUGAGCCAGCUCGUCUCUGAUCCCAACAGCGAGGACAGCAAAGUGUUCCUUGAUCCCAGCACCACGGAGAAAAUCGCUUACUCCGAGCUUAGGAAGAGGUGCGUGGUGGAUCCAGCCUCGGGCUUCCUCCUGUUGCCGCUGCAAAUCACAUUCCCGGGGCUGCGAGGGAGGGUGAGCAGCAGGGACCUGAUGGACUCGGGAAUCAUCAGCGCUGACGUCUUCCGAGGCCUCGAGGAGGGGAAAAUCUCUGCCCAGGAGGUGGCGGAGAAUGAAAUCGUUCAGCAUUUCCUGCGCGGGACCAGGAGCGUGGCCGGCGUGGUUUUGCCUUCCGGGGAGCGGAAAAGCCUUUACCAGGCGCUGAGGGAGCAUCUCCUGGUGCCUGGAGCUGCUCUGAUGCUCCUGCAAGUCCAGGCCUCCACCGGCAGCCUGACAGACCCCCAAAAAAAUAAAAACUACUCSGUGGAUGAGGCUGUGAGGGUCGGGCUGAUCGGCCCGGAGCUUUAUGAAAAACUGUCUUCGSCUGAGAAAGCCAUCACUGGAUAUAAGGAUCCAUCCACCGGGGAAAUGCUGUCUCUGUUCCAAGCCAUCAGGAAGGGUUUUGUCCCCAGGGAUCACGGGCUUUGCCUUCUGGAGGCUCAGGUGGCCACGGGGGGUGUGAUCGUCCCGGGACGUCACCUCCGUGUCCCCACGGAGACCGCCUGCGAGUGGGGACACCUGGAUGAGGCCACCAGGCAGCUCCUCCUCAGCCCUCCCGAUGAGGUGAAGGGUUUUUUUGACCCCGGCUCCGAGGAGAAGCUGAGCUACGCGGAGCUGCUCCGGCGCUGCGUCACCGAUCCGCGCACGGGGCUGCUGCUGCUGCCGCUCGGAGGGGACGGCGUCAAAUCCMAAAAAACGCUCCCCUUCCUCGACCACAGCACGCAGAACGCUCUGGAAAACACAAAAGUCCCCAUUUCUGCGGGGAAAUUCAAGGGAAAAUCRGUGUCUCUGUGGAAACUUCUCUUCUCCGAUUACAUCGAGGGUGAGCAAAGAGCCGCCCUGGCUCGGCGGUUCCUGGAGGGAACGCUCUCCCUGCAAGGGUUGGGAGAGGCCAUCAGAGCCGCCGUYGAGGAAAAAGCUGCCACUGCCAAUGUCACCUUCAAGGGUCUGAGGGACCAGGUGACGGCUGACCAGCUCCUGAGCUCGGAAAUUAUCAACAAAGACCUUUUUAAGAAGCUCAAGGAGGGAGAGACGUCGGCCAAAGAGGUGGUCAGCAUGGACACGGUCAGGAAGUACCUGCAGGGCACGGGAAGCAUCGGGGGGCUGCUGCUCCCUGAUUCUCAGGAGAAAAUCAGCAUCUACCAGGCAAAGCGGAAAGGACUCCUGAGGCCGGGAACGUCUCUGAUCCUCCUGGAGGCUCAGGCAGCCACCGGGUUCGUCAUUGACCCCGCCGCCAACAAGAGAUAUUCCGUGGACGAGGCUUUGCGGGCAAACGUCAUCGGUCCCGAUGUUUACGACAAGCUGCUGGCKGCGGAGAAAUGCGUCACCGGCUACMGGGAUCCUUACACGGGGGAUAAAAUCUCCYUGUUCCAGGCCAUGCAGAAGGAGCUGAUCGUCMGGGAYCACGGCAUCCGCCUGCUCGAGGCACAAAUCGCCACCGGCGGCAUCAUCGACCCCGUCAACAGCCACCGCAUCCCCGUGGAGGUGGCUUACAAGCGCGGCUACUUCGACAAGAAGAUGAAUUUAAUCCUGUCGGACCCCGGCGAYGACACCAAGGGCUUCUUCGACCCCAACACCCACGAGAACCUGACGUACCUGCAGCUGAAGGAGAAAUGCAUCACGGAGCCGUCCACGGGGCUCUGCCUCCUCCCUCUCAACAGCAAGAAGCGUCAGUUCGUCGAYGAAUCCACCAGAGAGGUGUUCAGGAGCUCCUGGCUGCCCGUCAGGUUUGGGCGCUUACGGGGUGAAAAAGUCUCUUUUUGGGAUCUGCUCAACUCKGAGUAUUUCAGCGAAGGGAGGCGCCGGGAGAUUUUCAACCAUUUCCAGCUGAGGAAGCUCAGCCUGGAGCAAAUCCGGCUCAUGUUGGAGGAGGAGAUGAAGAAAUGGGCUCCCAUCAAGUUCCCGGCCAUGAGAGGCAGCGUCAGCGCUUACCACUUGAUGGAAACGGGCGUCAUCGACCGGGAAAUGUUUGAGAAGGUGCUGGAGGGAUCCGUCAGCCCCGAGCAGGUCCUGCACAUGGACUCGGUCAGGAAAUACCUCUACGGCUCGGGCAGCAUCGGGGGCAUCGUGCUGCAGCCGUCCAACCAGAGGAUGAGCAUUUACGAGGCCAUGAAGCAGAAUAUYGUGGUGCCAGGAGUUGCUUUACCCUUGCUGGAGGCUCAGGCUGCCACGGGUUUCAUCAUYGACCCCGUCAAGAACCAGAAGCUGCGCGUGGACGAGGCGGUCAAGGAGGGGGUCAUCGGGCCGGACGUCCACGAGAAGCUGCAGCAGGCAGAAGGGGCCGUGACCGGGUACAAAGACCCUUUCACGGGCAAGAAGAUCCCCCUUUUCCAGGCCAUGAAGAAGGGGCUGAUCGCCGACAAGCAGGCCAUGCAGCUCAUGGAGGUGCAGGUGGCCACGGGAGGCAUCAUCGACCCGGCGUGCGGCCACUACAUCCCCCUCGAGUCGGCCCAGCGGAGAGGGUGCCUGGAUGAGGACACCAGCAAAGCCCUUUCCGAGCCCAGCGAUGACCACAGAGCCUUCUGCCUCCCGGAUAGCAAAGAGAGCGUCACCUACGCCGAGCUCAUCCAGCGCUGCCAGAAGGACGACGUCUCCGGCUUCCACUUGCUGCCUCUGGCUCAAACAGCAGCUCCCGCCUACACCGACGAGCAAAUCCAGCGGAUUUUCAAGGAAACCGCGGUGAAGGAAAGAGGAGUCUCCCUCUGGGAGCUGAUGCACUCGGGGUAUUUCACCGAGGAGCAGAGGAGCGACUUGACGGAGAAAUUCCGCUCGSAGGAGCUGUCGCUGGAGCAGCUGGUGGCUCUGGUGCUCAGGCUGGUGGGGGAGAUGGAGAUGAAAGCCAAGACCCAGAUCUCCCUGCAAGGCCUGAGGGGCAGCGUCCCCGUGGUCUGGCUGCUGGACACGGGCAUCAUUUCUGAGAGGACGUUUGAAGAGCUGGCCCGGGGCGUAAAAACUCCCGAAGAAGUGGCUGCGAUGGAGAGCGUGAAGAAUUACUUGCAGGGCACRGGCAGCAUCGCCGGCGUCUUCAUCGAGGCCACCAAACAGAAGAUGAGCUUCUACGAGGCCAUGAAGAACAAUCUCCUCCUCCCCGGGGUUGCCGUGAGGCUKCUGGAGGCUCAGGCAGCCACGGGAUACCUGACAGACCCCGCGACGAACCGGAGGCUGGGCGUGAAGGACGCCGUGAGAGCGGCUGUUGUCGGGGAAGAGCUGACGGAGAAGCUGCUCCUGGCCGAGAGGGCUGUGACGGGCUACACCGACCCUUACACCGGGAGCUCCAUCUCCCUGUGCCAAGCGCUCAGGAAGGAGCUCGUCCCCCUGACGGAGGCCGUGCCUUUGCUGGAGGCUCAGCUGGCCACAGGAGGGGUCAUCGAUCCCGUCCACCACCUCCACCUGCCGCUCCAGGCCGCCUGCAGGUACGGCUUCUACGACGAGGAGCUGAACCAAACCCUCUCUCGGCUGGAUGACAACACCAAGAUCUUUUUCGACCCGAACACCAAGGAGAACGUGACCUACGAGCAGCUGAAGGAGCGGUGCAUUCGCGAGGCCGAGUCGGGGAUGUGGCUCCUCCCUCUGUCGGAAAACGCGAUGUUCUGCGUGGAUGAGCAGACCAUGAAGGUGCUGAAGUCUGUGACGGUUUGYGUCAACGUGGGGCGGUUCAAAGGGCAGACCGUGUCCGUCUGGGACCUCCUCAACUCCGAGUACUUCUCGGACAGCAAGAGAAGGGAGCUGGUGCAAAAGUACAAAGAGGAGAAGACCGAAGUGCUGCAGGAAAUCACGACGAUUAUCACCGCCAUCAUCCAAGAGACCGAGGCGCAAGGCAAGAAAUUCGCGUUCAAAGGCCUGAGGAAAAGAGUGUCCGCCAGUGACCUCUUCCAGUCCCAGCUCAUAGACAAAAAAACCCUCGAUGAGCUCCACCAGGGCAAGAAAACGGUCAARGAAGUGACUGAAAUGGAGUCUGUGCGCAGGUACCUGGAGGGGACAAAUUUCAUAGCGGGGGUUCUGAUACAGCCGAGCAAUGAGAAGAUGAGCAUCUACCAGGCCAUGUGGAAAGGAAUCCUGAGGCCAGGGACCGCCCUGGUGCUGCUGGAGGCACAGGCGGCCACCGGCUUCAUCAUCGACCCCGAGAAAAACAAGAAGUUUUCGGUGGAGGAAGCGUUGGAGGCGGGGCUGAUCGGAGGGGAGAUUUAUGAGAAGCUGCUGUGCGCCGAGAGAGCCGUGACGGGCUACACCGAUCCCUACACCAAAGAAAAAAUGUCGCUGUUCGAGGCCAUGAACCAAGGGCUGAUUGUGAAGAGCCACGGCAUCCGCCUGCUCGAGGCGCAGAUCGCCACCGGUGGAAUCAUCGACCCCGUGCACAGCCACCGUGUCCCCGUGGAGGUGGCUUACAAACGCGGUUAUUUCAACCAGGACAUGAACCAAAUCCUCUCCGACCCCAGCGAUGACACCAAAGGCUUUUUCGACCCCAACACCCACGAAAACCUGACCUACAUGCAGCUCCUGGAGAGGUGUGUCCAGGACCCAGAAACGGGGCUGUACAUGCUGCAAGUUGUAAAAGAAGGAGGGAAAUAUUUCUACAUCGAUGAGUCCACAAAACAGGCUUUGCGCUCAAAGCUGCUCCAGGUGAAAGUUGGGAAGUUUAAGGACCAAACGGUUUCCAUCUGGGAAAUCCUCUGCUCGCACUACGUCUCGGAGCAGAAAAGGAAAGAGCUGGCGAUGCAGUACAAAAGCAAAACCCUAACGGUGGAAGACCUGAUAUCCCUCAUCUUAAAAAUCAUCGAGGACACCGAGCGAAGAGGAGAAGCUCUCAAGGUCAAAGGGCUGCGGGGGGAGGUGUCGGUGUCGGAGCUGUUCAACUCGGAGAUAAUCGACAAGAAAACUCUGGAUCAGCUGCAGGAUGGGACUCUGACGCUCGCCAGCCUCAUGAAGAGGGAAACCAUCCAAAGGUACCUGGAGGGCACYGGGUGCAUCGCCGGGGUUUUCCUCCCGUCGAGGAAGGAGAAGAUGAGCGUGUACCAGGCGCUGAAAAAGGGAUUCCUCACCGAGCAAUGCGCGCUGGGGCUGUUGGAGGCACAAGCGGCCACCGGAUUCCUGAUUGACCCACAGAACAACCAAAAAUUCUCCGUGGAUGAUGCGGUGUCGUCCGGGCUGGUGGGCGCCGAGCUGCACGAGCAGCUGUUGUCAGCAGAGAAAGCCGUGACGGGCUACACCCACCCUCAAACGGGAAAUAAAAUAUCCCUCUUCCAGGCUAUAAAACAGAAAAUAGUAGUGAGAGAUCACGGAAUCCGCCUGCUCGAGGCUCAGCUUGCCACUGGUGGCAUUGUGGAUCCCGGGCAUGGCCACCGGCUGCCGGUGGAGGUGGCCUACAAACGCGGCCACCUUGACGAGGACACGUUCCUCCUGCUUUCGGAUCCAGACCACGGCAGCAAAGGAUUUAUAGAUCCCAACACUCGGGAGAAGAUCAGUUACGGCCAGCUCCUGCAGAGGUGCGCCAAGGACGGCGAGAGCGGCUCGUACCUGCUGCAGGUCCURGAAAAGGAAGGGGAUUAUUUCUACAUCGACGAGCAAACGAAAAACGCCCUGGUGUGCACAAAGGUGCAGGUGCCUGUGGGGAAAUACAAGGGGCAGGUGUUAUCGCUGUGGGAACUUCUCUGCUCCGAGUACGUCACGGAGGAGGARAGAAAAGAACUGGUGAAAAAAUACAAAACAGAAUCCCAGCACAUUGUCCAAGGAAUAAUUGAGGCGAUCCUGAAGAUCAUCAGAGAGAAGGAAGAGGACAGGAGCGAUGUCUGGUUUCAGGGAAUCCGCCAGCAAAUAACAGCGUCAGAACUGCUCAGCGCGCAAAUAAUUACAGAGGAAACCAUGGAAAAGCUCCAGGAAGGGAAAGAGACGGCGCAAGAAAUUGCACAAAGAGAGAGUGUGAGGAGAUACCUGGAGGGAACGGGGAGCAUCGCCGGCGUGUUGGUGCCCUCCAAAGCCGASCCYGRRAARAUGGAGAAGAUGAGCAUCUACCAGGCCAUGCRGAAAGGAAUCCUGAGGCAGGGCACGGCCCUGGUGCUGCUGGAGGCACAGGCGGCCACCGGCUUCGUCAUCGACCCCGUCACCAACCAGAAGCUGUCGGUGGACGAGGCGGUGUCGUCCGGGCUGGUGGGAAGCGAACUGCAAAACAAACUUCUGUCGGCCGAGAGAGCCGUGACGGGCUACACCCACCCCUACACCGGGGAAAAAAUAUCCCUGUUCCAGGCCAUGAAGCAGGAGCUGAUCGUCAGGGAUCACGGCAUCCGCCUGCUCGAG
This is a messenger RNA of Malurus melanocephalus (red-backed fairy wren), 7111 nucleotides long. RefSeq names its product epiplakin-like. The transcript has a single exon. The record is from RefSeq and is a predicted model, not a curated record. Lineage: Eukaryota; Metazoa; Chordata; Aves; Passeriformes; Maluridae. The annotation marks the transcript as partial. Gene Ontology annotation, biological process: intermediate filament bundle assembly; wound healing. Gene Ontology annotation, cellular component: cytoplasm; membrane; cytoskeleton. Gene Ontology annotation, molecular function: keratin filament binding; structural molecule activity.